AUGGGCUUGGAGAUCCAAUUUUCAAACGGACAAGUCAAAUGGAUAGACAAGUUCAUUCCAAUGAAGGCUCCAGAUCAUUGGCAAAACCACACAAACUAUUCAAUGGCGUUGGAUUGCGAUGUCCUGGAUAUCUACGAUGAUAAUGAUGUUGAUGAUGCCUUUAUCAUGGACGCGAAAUAUGAUGCUACAUCAGACAAGACUUUUGAUGGUCAACUUGGCCAUUACAAGCAUGAGAAGGUUCACUUGGAGCUCAUUGAAAAUGCACAACCCGUGUUUUCAAAGGCGUAUUCAGUGCCCAAGCAACAUGGACCUGCAUUCCUCAAAGAGUUGAAACAUCUACAAGAGAUUGCAGUCCUUGAACAAACAGGACCGUCAGAAUGGGCAUCGCCAACAUUCAUCAUUCCAAAGAAGGACAGUAGGGUGCGAUGGAUCAGCCAUCUCAGACAGCUCAACAAGAAUGUCAAGCGUAAAGUAUACCCCUUGCCUUUGAUUGAUGAUAUUGUUGCACGUUGUUCUGGCUACAAGUAUUUCACAAAACUUGAUCUCACAAUGAUGUUUUAUUCUUUUGAAUUGGAUGAGCUGAGCAAGAAACUUUGCACAAUAAAUACCCAGUACGGUUUGUACCAAUACAACCGAAUGGCAAUGGGAUUGAAACCAGCUCCUGAUCUUGCUCAAUACUAUCUAGAAAAAACUCUAUGCGACCUAAAAGAAAAAGGUGUUGAAAUUUAUAUUGACGAUGUCAGCCUGUUCUCCAAUUCCUACGAAGAACAUAUGGCCUUGAUCCAAGAAGUGUUGCAGCAACUACAAGCUGCUGGGUUCAAGAUCAAUCCAUUGAAGUGUGAGUGGUGGUGUGUCCAAGUGACUGACUUCUUGGGCCAUUGGUUGACUCCUGACGGUGUCAAGCCGUGGAAGAAAAAGAUUGAUGCCAUUCUCAAGAUGUCAGCGCCUACAAAUGUAACAGAAUUGCGUGCAUUUCUUGGUGCUGUUACCUUUUACCGCCACAUGUGGCCACGCCGAUCUCCUCUUCUCAAACCCCUCACAGAGCUCACAGGCAAAGGAAUGUUUGAAUGGACUGAUGAGUGCGCCAAAGCUUUCGCUGAAAUGAAAGCUAUCAUGGCUAGCAAUAUAAUGAUGUGCUACCCCAAUCCAAACAAGCCCUUUGAAAUCUAUACUGAUGCUCCUGACCACCAGAUGGGCGCUGUGAUCAUGCAAGGAGGUAAACCAGUCGCCUACUGGAGUCGCAAGCUCAAUGCUGCACAAAGAAAUUACUCUGUGAUGGAAAAAGAAAUGUUGGCUGUUGUACAUUGUUUGAAAGAGUUUCAAUCUAUGGUGUAUGGAGCCAAAUUAACUAUUUAA
Messenger RNA from Cylindrotheca closterium, 1356 nucleotides. The record is from the annotation of a GenBank genome assembly. NCBI's taxonomy places the organism in Eukaryota, Bacillariophyta, Bacillariophyceae, Bacillariales, Bacillariaceae.